AUCAUGGAACAUUCUCGAAAGUUCCCGCCCAGUCUCCAGCCAAUCGCAAGGCAGAACCCGACGCAACCUCCCGAGCGCUCCCGAGCCUUCUCGCUUGUUCUCCCGCAUUCGUCGGCUAUACCACGUGACCUUUCGAAACCAAUAAAUACCGCUCCAGCGGCACUGACUGCACGAAUCAGUCACUCAGUUUCGGUCCUCGCUGUGCCGACUGCUGCCGACUGCGCAUUUUAGCUUCUGGCUGGUGCUAUUUUCCUGUCAACAAGAGCCAUGAUGGCGAACGUCUGCGCAAGGACGACUCCGCUCGCUCGCCGAGUUCUGCUGAUGUGUCCGCGACGCUCCAUCUGGCGACGCUACCCGGUGCCCCGAUCGGUGAGCGAUGUCUUCAACGAGUUCGAUCACCAACUGCGUUCGAUGGAGCGCGACAUGUCGCGCGCCUUCCGAGACCUCGACAGCCACGGCUACUUCGGACCCACCUUCCGCUGGCUGCGUACCCGCGACGUUCCCGUCGAGACCGGCUCGGCUGAAAAGUUCCAACUGCAGCUCGACGUCGCCCAGUUCAAGCCCGAGGACGUGAAGGUAUCGCUGUCCGGCAACCAACUGACGGUGCGCGCUCGUGCCGAGACGAAGGAAGGAGACUCCAGCUACGUGCGCGAGUUUAGCCACAGCGUCACCUUGCCCGAAGACGUGGACCCCGACACCGUGAGGUCUGUGCUGCAGGCAGACGGUUCGCUGAGCAUCGAGGCGCCUCGCCUGCGUCUCGAGCAGGCCCGGGAGCCCAAGGAAGUGCCCAUCGAGAGAGCCGACCCCGACAAGCAAGCGUCGCAGAAGUGAUCUCCGAACUUCGCAGUUUGUCUGUAUAGUGUGUAUUUAUAAUCUCCAUGUAGAACUGGAAUAAAUUUGUAUAAAGUUAUUUAAUUAAGCGA
Molecule: messenger RNA, 923 nt
Organism: Ixodes scapularis (black-legged tick)
Lineage: Eukaryota; Metazoa; Arthropoda; Arachnida; Ixodida; Ixodidae
Product: heat shock protein Hsp-16.1/Hsp-16.11
Exons: 1
Coding region: 268-831 (187 amino acids)
Biological process (GO): response to heat; protein refolding
Molecular function (GO): protein folding chaperone
Source: RefSeq, a predicted model, not a curated record